Molecule: messenger RNA, 1485 nt
Organism: Ilex paraguariensis (yerba mate)
Lineage: Eukaryota; Viridiplantae; Streptophyta; Magnoliopsida; Aquifoliales; Aquifoliaceae
Source: the annotation of a GenBank genome assembly
AUGGCGGUGCAGAGCAAAGGAAGCACAGAGUCUUUUAUUAAGGUUCCAGAGAUAAAGUUCGCGAAGCUUUUCAUCAAUGGAAAAUUCGUUGACUCCAUUUCAAGUAAAACAUUCGAGACAAUUGAUCCAAGAACAGAAGAAGUAAUAGCCAGAGUUGCGGAAGGAGACAAGGAAGACGUUGAUUUGGCCGUCAAAGCUGCCCGCAGUGCUUUUGAUCAUGGACCAUGGCCUCGCGUACCUGGCUGUGAGAGAGGAAGGAUAAUGCUGAGAUUUGCAGAGUUGAUUGAACAAAACGUAGAAGAAUUAGCUGCCUUAGAUGCAGGAAAGUUGUUCGGCAUGGGCAAGGCAAUUGAUAUUCCCCUUGCACCAAAGACUCUCCGUUACUACGCCGGUGCAGCUGAUAAAAUUCAUGGGAAGACACUGAAAAUGUCAAGUAACCUUCAAGGGUACACGUUGCGUCAGCCCAUCGGCGUGGUCGGACUUAUCAUCCCGUGGAACUAUCCGACCGGGAUACUUUUUAGCCCGGCGUUGGCUGCUGGCUGCACGAUGGUUGUGAAGCCUGCUGAGCAAACACCCCUCUCAGCUCUAUACUAUGCCCAUUUGGAUAAGCUUGCUGGUGUCCCUGAUGGAGUGAUCAAUGUUAUAACGGGCUAUGGACCAACAGCUGGUGCAGCCAUUAGCUCUCAUAUGGACAUCGACAAAGUUAGUUUUACAGGGUCCACGGAGGUAGGACGUCUAGUGAUGCAGGCUGCAGCCAAAAGCAAUUUGAAACCUGUCUCACUUGAACUUGGAGGCAAGAACCCCCUCAUAGUCUUCGAUGAUGCAGACAUUGAAACAGCCGCCAAUCUGGGAGAAAUUUGUGUGGCGAGUUCUCGUAUAUUUGUUCAGGAAGGGAUUUACGAUGAUUUUGCAAAGAAAUUGGCAGAGAAAACAAAAAAUUGGGUUGUUGGGGACCCUUUUGAUCCUUCUGCUAGUCAAGGACCCCAAGUCGACAAGAAACAGUACGAUAAAAUACUGUCAUACAUUGAUCAUGGCAAGAGAGGCGGCGCUAUAUUGUUACGUGGUGGAAAGGCCAUGGGCGAUAAGGGAUACUAUAUCGAGCCAACAAUUUUUGGUGAUUUGAAGGAUGAUAUGACUAUUGCCAAGGAUGAAAAUUUGGGCCUUGUUGAUGAGGCUAUUAAGAGAGCCAAUGCCACAAGGUAUGGUCUAGCAGCAGGCAUUGUGACCAAUGAUUUGAAUGUGGCCAACACAGUUUCAAGAUCAAUUCGAGCUGGAGUCAUUUGGAUCAAUUGCUACAUUGCCUCUGAUCAGGAUUGCCCUUAUGGAGGGUACAAAAUGAGUGGGUUUGGGAGAGAUUUAGGACUUGAAGCCAUUGACCAGUAUCUUCAAGUUAAAGCUGUUGUCACUCCCAUAUACAAUUCUUUUUGGCUGUGGUUAAAUCAAAACCAACGGGUCUUUGGUUCAAUGAUAUUCCUUACCUUGUAA